Chironomus riparius is the source of this 1992-nucleotide messenger RNA. NCBI's taxonomy places the organism in Eukaryota, Metazoa, Arthropoda, Insecta, Diptera, Chironomidae. The record is from the annotation of a GenBank genome assembly.
AUGUAUAUUAAUCUCUCAUUAUCAAUAAAUUAUUCAUUUCCAGUUGUAACAAUCUAUCAUAAGCUCCGAUUGUUUAUAUUAACGAAAAGAUUUCGUUACCUCGACUUUGCUAGAAGUAAUACGAUUCGAACUCUUGUAGAUACUUCUCACAAUAAUGGCAUACUUCAUUUUAUUGUAAAGAUUAAAGGAAAAUGUGACAUUGAAGAAAUACGCAGUGCUUAUCAGAAGCAUUUGUUGGAUAAAAGGGAUAAGAAUGGAAAGUUUUUGUAUCCCAGAUUGAAGACAAUUUUGAUAUCAUGCUGGGGAAAUUACGCAUUUAUUAAGAACUUUGACAACUUCUUCAUUGAAAACCACAUUUUAAUGGGACCGACUGACUAUAAAGGAAAUCCAAUUGAUGACAGCAAUAUCCAAAAAUGUAUGAGUUUAAUUGUAUCAAAAUACAUGAAUUCAGAAUAUCCACCUUGGCAAAUAAAGGUGAUCCCAAUGAGUGACGACAGUGCUUACUAUUUAAUGAUAAGGAUUCAUCAUUUGAUUUUGGACGAACAAAGAAAUUUAAAGCUUGGUGAUAUGAUGCUACUUGAUAGAUCUAGAGGCAUGAAAAUAGAAUAUUCGAUUCCAAAAGAGGAUAAAUAUCUAGCAUACACGCCUUUAGAGAAGAUAAUCAGACCAGCUGUUGGAUUAAGGACUAUCUAUGAGGAUAUAACAGAUGCAACAAUUUCUCGUUGGAAUGAAUUUGUUAUGAAGCAUGACUCACUUGAUCAUCAUGAUGGAUUUGCUAAAUGUCCUCAAAAUCUGUAUGACUUAGUCUCAUCAAUUGUUAUGACUAUAUUCAACACCUAUAUUGACUAUAACAGAAAGAGUUCGAAAAUUCUAAAAGGAAGUACUGAUCCACAGUUGCAUUUAAGAUUUUUAAGUGACUUGAUAUCUACAGAAUGCGAGAGAAGACAAUUAACUUUUAAGCUUGUUGUAAAUUUGAUUUUAAAGGCACUAAAUCCAGUAAAUGUCGCUAAGAGCACUGGAUUGUUUAUUUUGAGGACGAUUUGCAUCUGGAUUUUCUUAUCGCCAUUCUACAUCCUGCGAGAAUUAAAUGCCUUAAGACGCUAUUUGUUCCUGAAUGAGGAAAUCAAUUCAAAUUCUUAUAUUGGGUUUUUCUUGAAGUACAUCCCAUUGUCAUUCAAAUCAUUUAAGGAAUGCCUUUAUUUUGCGAGCAUAUGCUUUACAGCACCAAGAAUGCUGAUUGAGGAACUGUUUUCGAGCAUUAACGAUGAUGGACAUUACUUAAAUCCAGCACUUUGUGGAAGGAAACUUGUGUCUUGGUCCGACACAAUUCCAGUUGAACGACUACAUGCUAAAGCUAAGAAAAACAGGCAGUCAUACUCAGAAGUUAUGUUCUCAACAAUUUCGUCAUGCUUAUUGGAUUUUUUUGAGCAAAUAAAGGAAGAAGGGCAAUCGGUUAAAAUUCCUCCAUAUAUUAGAGUUAACUUCCGAUCAGUUCCGUUUUCAUACCUUUAUGGUGUCAGUUGUUUAAGGAACGGUGUUAUUGGAUUUAAACUUCCAGUUAAUGAACCUUCAUUUUCACAAUUUGCUGAUAUACGCGAUCAAUUGAUAGAAACGAGGAAGCAUCAAGUUAUGAUUUAUUUAUUAAGCUUGAUUCAAAUUAGAUUCGACUUCCUUACAACUGUAAUUCCAUCAAUGUACUUGAAACUUUUAAUCAACUAUUUGUCGAAGAAGUUCGCGAUUUCAGUCACAUUAUGUAUGGGAAUUAACGAAUAUGAGCCAUCAAAAAUGAUUACAUGCUAUGAAGGAGAUAUUGAGGAUGUAAUCUUCUUUAGAACGCCACAAUCAAAUAAUUCAACAAAUAUAACAAUCCAAAGAUUUAAGCAGAAUGUAAGGAUGAACAUUAUGUGUGACUCAAAUAUCGAUAAGCAGCACUAUAUAUCCAAAAACUUCAAAAAAGCAUUCCAAAAAGUUCCAGUUGUUAAAAAAGUAUGA